GUGCUCUGAGAGCUUCUCCAUCUUGAGCAUCACAGCACUUUCCCCCCCCCCUCCCCCUCCCCCCUCCCUCGCUUUCCCUUUUCGUGGCCAUUUGCUGCUGCUCACCUGUUCUUGCCAGCCACUUUUUCGAGCUAAGCGUACUACACUGUUUAAGCUCAGCUGUUACAGUUAAUCAGCUCGCAGCAAAGCCCUUCGUGCUUGCACCCUCCUCUACCACGAGAGCUUAGCGAAGUACAGCUCGAAGCCUCAGAGGAGCUAGAGUGUGGCUUGUGGUCUUGUAGCCAAGUUUUUGCUGAUAGCAAGAGAGCCUUCGAUCCGAUUGCAGCGGCCUCCCACCGCUCCAGCUUUCCAAUCGGCGGCCAGCGCCCUCCAGUUCUCCCACUUCGCUUCAAUCCAAGAAGCGCUUCCACCUUUUUUUUUCUUCCCUUUUUUCUCCCUCAGUCCUCGCCCGUUUGUUUCCUUCCCCCAAGAAGCUUGGAGUAAGGCGCCGCCGCGGCCCACCACUCGCGGAGGUCGGUGUGCCUUGGUAGCACGCGCUGUCCCCGGGCUCCACGCAUGGCGGCAUUACAGCACCUUGGCAAGGCGGUGGACGGGAAUUUCCGGGGGGCGGCGGCGGCCGGCGGGAUGGUGCGGCCACCGCCCCCGAGCCUCAUCGCCCCGAACGGCACCGCCGCCGCCCCCAGGUCCUCCGCGCCGCCGAGCCGUCGGGAAGAGGGUGCGGCGGCGGCGAACGGCGGCCCUGACCUCCCCGCGCCCCGUUCCGUCAGCAAGCCGCCGCCUGGGAAGAAGUUUUCCACCAGAGCAGCUGGCGGCAACAAGCCCAGGAAGCCGGCGCCGCCGCUCUGGCAGUGGCAGGCUGCCUUCUUCGUCUCCUUCGCGCUCAACGUCGGGCUCUUCCUCCGCACCCACCCCUACGUCAACAGCACGGUCCCUCCGCACCACGAGGAGCACCAGCAGGCCUGCCUGAUGCAUCUCGACGCUGCAGACAACAGCGGCAGGAGAACGGCGAGGCAGCAGGAGGAGCCCGUGGCGGCCGGGGCGCCGUCGACGGGCAAGCCGGCGGUGACGCCGGAGUCCGUGAUCAACCUCGACCACGGUGACCCGACCAUGUUCGAGGAGUUCUGGCGCGGGACGGGUUCGGCGGCGGAGAUCGUCAUCCCGGGGUGGCAGACCAUGAGCUACUUCUCCGACGUCGGCAACGUGUGCUGGUUCCUGGAGCCCGGCUUCGACCACGAGGUGCGCCGCCUCCACCGCCUCGUCGGCAACGCCGCCGUCGACGGCUACCACGUCCUCGUCGGCACCGGCUCCACGCAGCUCUUCAUGGCCGCGCUCUACGCGCUCUCGCCGCCAGCCGCCGCCGGCGCCGGCGCGCCCAUGAGCGUCGUCUCCACCGCGCCUUACUACUCGUCCUACCCUGCCGUCACCGACUUCCUCCAGUCGGGGCUCUUCCGGUGGGCCGGCGACGCCAACUCGUUCAAGGGCGACGCCUACAUCGAGCUGGUGUGCUCCCCGAACAACCCCGACGGCACCAUCCGGGAAGCUGUCCUGUCCUCCGAGUCCGGCAAUGGCAUAGCCGUCCAUGACCUGGCCUACUACUGGCCCCAGUACACCCCCAUCACCAAGCGCGCCGACCAUGACAUCAUGCUCUUCACCGUGUCCAAGAGCACAGGGCACGCCGGCACGAGGAUCGGGUGGGCGUUGGUGAAGGACCGCGACGUCGCGAAGAAGAUGACCAAGUUCAUCGAGCUCAACACCAUCGGCGUGUCCAAGGACUCGCAGCUGCGCGCCGCCAAGGUGCUCAGGGCGGUCUCCGACGCCUACGAGCUCCCGGAGGCGAGGGAGGAGCACCGCCUGUUCGACUACGGGCGCCGCAAGAUGGCGGAGCGCUGGAGCAUGCUGCGCGAGGCCGCCGCCGCGUCGGGCAUCUUCAGCCUGCCCGACGAGACCUCCGGCCACUGCAACUUCGCCAAGGAGACGGCAUCCACUAACCCUGCGUUCGCAUGGCUGCGCUGCGACAGGGAGGACGUGGAGGACUGCGCGAGCUUCCUCCGGGGCCACAAGAUCCUGACCCGGAGCGGGAGCCAGUUCGGAGCGGACCCGAGGUACGUCAGGGUCAGCAUGCUGGACAGAGACGACGCCUACGACAUCUUCGUGAGGCGCCUCGCCUCGCUCAAGUGAAGUGAUCGAGGAGGACGACGCGUGGUUCGACCAUCGAUGCCGCACACCUCCGGAUGUGGCGUCGCCGCGUCGGCAUGCCCGUGGGAGCAUGAGUAGAGCAGAAGUAUCAGUAGAGUAGGAAAGAAGCGGAAGAGGAGCAGCGUUUUGUUUUGCUCUUCUGCUGUGUGUUGUGUUGUGUUGUUGGGGAUGUAGCAGCAUCUCGAAAAUUUCUUAUAAAGGUUUUUCAUUUUUUCCUUCUUGCUAAUUGCUAGUAUGUGAGACUGAACUGACGUAACAAAAAAGAUCGAACUGGAAA
This is a messenger RNA of Setaria italica (foxtail millet), 2473 nucleotides long. RefSeq names its product L-tryptophan--pyruvate aminotransferase 1. The coding region runs from base 556 to 2178 and encodes 540 amino acids. The transcript has 5 exons. Lineage: Eukaryota; Viridiplantae; Streptophyta; Magnoliopsida; Poales; Poaceae. Gene Ontology annotation, molecular function: carbon-sulfur lyase activity; transaminase activity. Gene Ontology annotation, biological process: amino acid metabolic process. The record is from RefSeq and is a predicted model, not a curated record.